UCAGUGAGAAGUGAGCGCUGCACAGCGAGUGUGUCAACGCGUGUCAGGUCGUGUGUGCGGCAACGGCAGCGCGCCGGGGCCGGGCGCGAGCGUGCGCGAGUGACUGUGUGUGUGUGUGUGUGACUGUGUGGGUGUGGCAGCGCAGAGGAGUACCGUCACCGCUGGACCCGCGGGGAGGAGGCGGCCGACGCACCGCAUGACAACAACGAUGCCGUGAUGGAGGCGCCCCGCCCGCGGGGCCCGGACCCGGAGGGGGACGCGGAGGGUGGUCCCGACGAGCGCCAGCACGUCCCCGAUGACGCCGCCGUCUGACACCGCCAUGCCGCGCCCCAGCCGCGACUCGUACGGCGACCAGAAGCCGCCCUACUCGUACAUCUCGCUGACGGCCAUGGCCAUCUGGAGCUCGCCGGACAAGAUGCUGCCGCUGAGCGAGAUCUACCGCUUCAUCACCACCCGCUUCCCGUACUACCGCCGGAACACGCAGCGCUGGCAGAACUCGCUGCGGCACAACCUCAGCUUCAACGACUGCUUCAUCAAGGUGCCGCGCAGGCCAGACCGGCCGGGCAAAGGCGCCUACUGGACGCUGCACCCCAAGGCCCUGGACAUGUUCGAGAACGGCAGCUUCCUGCGGCGGCGCAAGCGCUUCAAGCUGCCCAAGGUGGACAAGGACGCCCUGGAGCGGGAGCUGGCGUCGCUGCAGCAGCAGCGGCCCCUCAGCCCCGCGCCCGUGCACGCCCCGGCAAUGUCGCCGCGCCCACCGCGACCCGCCUGCUCGCCCGACCUGGGCGUCAACCUGCGGCUGGGCGCCAGCCCGCACACCAGCCCGCUCACCGAGCCCAGGAAGAACUCUUUCAGCAUCGACAGGAUCAUCGGCGAGCCCGCCACCGCGCCGGCCACGCCGCACCCGGCCGCGGACAGGGCCGCCUUCGAGCACCCGCUGCUGGCCGCGGGCGCGGGGCGCGUCCCCUUCUGCCCGCCGCCUCACCUGGGCCCGCCCCUGUUCCACCCGCACCUGUUCAGCGCGUCACCGCCGCCCGGCUACUUGGUGCACCCCGCGGCCGCCGCCAUCUACGCCGCCGCCCUGGCCACCGCCGGGCUGCUCCUGCCGCCGCAGCAGGGCCACUUCGACGACAAGCACGGCCUGCAGGGCCUGCAGAGCCUCCACCAGGGCCUCCAGGGCCUGCACCCGGGCCUCAGCCUGGGCCGCGGCCUCGGACUCGUCAAGCCCCACCCGCUGCUGCCCUUCUCGUUCGGGCCGCUCCGCGCCGCGCCGCCCACCCUCAUGCCGCGCGUGCAGGAGCUGCCCGACCUGCCCGAGCCCGCGGCCCGCGAGGACACUCCCCACGUGGACGUGGUGGACGAGUCCUCGUGCUCGUCCUAGGCGGGGGCACGGCAUGGCCGGCAGGCUGGCUGGCGGGGCGUCGCCUGAGCGCGGCCCAUUGGCCGCCGCGCACCGCGUCGGACGGCCGACCAGGCGAUAGCGAUAAAUGCAUUGCAAACAUGACAAGCAAAUAACGACCACCCAUGGUCGUUGGCGACACACAUUUUCAGACCAUAAAUUUGUCGGCCGCACAUCAGCCAUGUCGCGUGCGUCUCCUCUCCUCGCACGCAGUGUUGCCACAUCAAAACGUAUUCGGAAUGGGCAUUACCAACACGACAUUACCAACGUGUCAUUUGGGAAUCAAUAAAAAUAAUUCACUUUCAACUUUUACUCCAUCGCUGGCGACUCUCUGCAAGUGCAGCAGAUGCUGCCGCGCACCUGUCUGCAGUUUAUGUGUCGGACUAUGUCUGAAAUACUGACGCUGCCAAGUUGGUUACUUGUUGCUUUCUUAACGUAUCCCCGAUCAGAUAGACUGAAUAUCUCCCUGUGUGCAUUCGAUACACGUCAAAUUGUCAACAACAGACAGUUAUACGAAUUCUGAUAAAUAUUUUGCUAUGUUUUCUUCGUUGCCUAUUAAAUUCCACCUCUUGCGCUAUCAACGCCAUUAUGAAAAGCUAUAUGCUACUACUUCGACAGGGGUUGCUCGCUCGCUCGUUCGCCCCUCCCCAGCCCCCUGAGGGAUUCGCCUCAGUCCUGCGGUCUAUAUCGACCGGGGCCCAGCCUUGGCCCGUGGGUCGUCCACUCUCGCCAUAGCUUUGAAUUUGAAUUUAAUUCAGGGGAAACUGUGCCUUUUUUAUGACGACUUUCAUCCUACACAAUGGAUCUCCACUCCCGCUAUUUCCCUGGCAUCUCUUUAGACGUCGUGUCACGAGAGUCGUGGCGGGGCGUGGAGGUGGCGGAGUGAAGUGGCUGGCAGCCGCUAGAUGAGCAUUUAUCAAGGGCUUUUGAGUUUCACGGAACGUUGCCCGGCUCGCCUCCAGCUUGUCAGCGGCGAAGGAGGAACUCAAUUUCAGGCAUGGUUUGUCCCGUGGCGCCUCAAACAGGAAGGUAACGCCAGGUGUGUGCGGAGAGUGCGCCACUCCAAUUUGAAAGAUUAAGAAAUCAUCGUUUAAAUAGAAACUGGUCUAAAGUUACAGAAUUGUCCAAACUUCUGAAUAAUUUUUUAAAGUUAUUAUGUGCCGCAUGAGGUCUCAGGCCAAAAAAUAAUUGUUCUCACCUAAGAUUUCUUUGCCGGACUCCAGGCAAAGAGUUUCGGUAGGGGUUUGAUAGUUCCUCAAUCUGUAUACGAUAAAAACGUUCCCCGGAUGGGUAAUAUGUUCCUUUGUGUUUUAUCAUAAUACAUUUUUCCUAUUCCAUUUUACAUUAUAGCGUGGAAGAUUUGUUCAAGGAAAUGUUAUACCAAAUUAUACUUUAGUUUUGUGAAAGUUGUAAUGUAAUUAAUGUAUACCAUAUUACGCUGAUUGAUCAAAAAUUCAAUUAUCUGUAAAACAGAACUUGUAUUUAAAUAAUGUCGAUAUAAGGCGUCGGCUAAUUAAUAAUUAAGCUUUUGUGAUAACCUGUAAAAUUGCAUGUGCGAAAAAGUGCAUAUGGCAGGAGUGCCGGUAAAAGUACUCCUUAGCGAUUGAAAUCAUGUCAUUGCGUAAUUGAUUGGAACAAGUGCUUUGUGACCCUAAUAUUAUACGCGAUGAAAUCUUCCUAUUGUACCAUGUUACCUGAUAAUGGACUUGUAAGAUGCUAAUUUCAGUGAGGCUGUAUUUGUUUUUGUUGUGAUUUCUUGUUUGUAUUUAUUAUUUUAACCAGACUGGGUUGUCUGGGUGUUUGUCUCGGUCAUGGACUGCGAAAUAAAAAUCUAAGCAGAAAG
Frankliniella occidentalis (western flower thrips) is the source of this 3242-nucleotide messenger RNA. RefSeq names its product fork head domain-containing protein FD4-like. Gene Ontology annotation, molecular function: DNA-binding transcription factor activity, RNA polymerase II-specific; RNA polymerase II cis-regulatory region sequence-specific DNA binding. NCBI's taxonomy places the organism in Eukaryota, Metazoa, Arthropoda, Insecta, Thysanoptera, Thripidae. Bases 296 to 1381 code for a protein of 361 amino acids. The transcript is spliced from 2 exons. Gene Ontology annotation, biological process: anatomical structure morphogenesis; cell differentiation; regulation of transcription by RNA polymerase II. The record is from RefSeq and is a predicted model, not a curated record.